This is a messenger RNA of Rotaria sordida, 1617 nucleotides long. NCBI's taxonomy places the organism in Eukaryota, Metazoa, Rotifera, Eurotatoria, Philodinida, Philodinidae. The record is from the annotation of a GenBank genome assembly.
AUGAUUUCGAAUUAUUGUUUCGUUUUUAUUACAUUUGUUUUAUUCAAAUAUUCACAGUCAUUACAAUCAGGUUAUACAUGUGAAACAUCAGUUACAUUAACAUGUCCUGAAGGAAAAAAAUUAAUUAUAUUAGAAGUAACAUAUUCAUCAGAAUGUCCGAGUCCAGAUGAAGAAAAAACUGGUGGGGUUAUUUAUGCACCAUCUCGUUGUAUUGGUUAUUAUCGAGAACGUGCAAGUACUUUAUGUAAUGGACAACAAACAUGUACAAUUGAUAAUAGUCUUGAACAACGACCAACAUUUCUUGUUGGUAAACAAGCUAAUUGUGCAUUUACAGGUCAAAGUAUUAAUAUUGAUUAUUCUUGUGUACCUGAUUUUUAUUCGAGUAAAUUACCUCGUAUUGAUAUAUGUUCAUUACAAUCACUUCAUGGUCUUACGGAAGGUUUUAUUCAUACACCAAAUUAUCCAAAUGGUUAUCCAAAUAAUCGUGUAUGUUCAAAGACAGUACCAUCACCUGAUGCUGGUUAUCGAUUGAAAGUUUAUGCUCUUGAUUUUGAUCUUGAAGGUUUUAGUAUACUUCGAUUUUUUGGUAUUAAACGUAUUAAUGAUUGGUUUCAAAUAAAUAAUAGUGGAGAAAAAAUGUGUGGUACAUUAUCUCCAUAUACACUUCUAUUUGAUGAUGUUAUUGAAGCAUCAUUAAUGUUUAAAUCUGAUUUUGCUAAUACGAAACGACCAUACAAGGGUUUCUUACUUUAUUUUAUUGUUACACCAAUUCGUGGUCCUCGACCAUCUACUACAACAACAACAACAACAGAACAAACAUCAAGUAUUAAUCCAGUUAUACUUUCAAAUAAUAAUGAUCAAUCAACAGUUUUAAGUGAAUCAAAAAUUUCUGCUCUUAAAUCAAAUGAUCGACGUCAAAAUAAUAUUGGUCUAACUUUACUUGUUGUUCUUUUAUCUGGCAUUCUUUUUGUUGGUUUCUGUGCAUUUAUACUUUAUAAACGUCGUAAUGAUCGUCGUAUUCGUUAUUUAACUGAUAUGUUCAAUUCAUUUUUUCCUGUUCGAUCAAAAAAUAUCAAACUUAAUACAACAGAUAAUAAUGAUGAAACAAGAUUAAAUAAUACAGUACAAUCAAAACUUGAUUUAUCAUCAAUGAAUAAUGAUGAAAAAUUUAAUAAAAUGAAUGUUUAUGAUGAAACAUUUCUUCAAACACCAAGAACCAAACAUGUAAAUAUAAAUGAAAAACGUGAAAAUCAAGAAAAACAAAUUUUUAUUGAAAAUCUUAAAACAUGUCCAUCACCAUAUUCAUCAUAUCGACGUUCCGAUAAUAAAUUUAAUUCUAAAGAACAAAUUAAUAAUGAAAUAACCAAAAAUUCAAAUAUUUAUUCACAAGAUCCACUUGUUAAAAGCAAUUCUUUAGAAAAUAUUGAUAAUAAUACAUUUCAUUAUGAAUAUAUUGAUUUAAAUCAACAACAACAACAACAACAACAUCAACAAUCAAUUGAAGAACCAAAGCAAGAAGAAAUUAUUUAUGAUGUUAUUAAUCCAAAUAAUGAACGACCCGUUCAUCAACAAACAGAUUAUGAUUCUGUUAUGUAUGCAAUACCGAAAGAUGUUUGA